Molecule: messenger RNA, 378 nt
Organism: Fusarium vanettenii 77-13-4
Lineage: Eukaryota; Fungi; Ascomycota; Sordariomycetes; Hypocreales; Nectriaceae
Exons: 5
Coding region: 1-378 (125 amino acids)
Source: RefSeq, a predicted model, not a curated record
AUGUCGACUCUGCAAGUCCUGGUUGGAGACGAGUCGUCAUAUAGCCACACUCUCAAGAUGCGGACGGCUUUACAUCCAUGCAAUCCAACAAAGGUGCACGGAACGUGCUCCGAGAAAAAAGAAAGGACGAAACCUUGGGUGACAUUCAACUUGGGCAACGGCAUGUUCCGAAAGUAUAUUUGCUUCUUUUCCUCUUCUGAGGCGCCGCCUCUUUUCACUCAUACCCCCAGUCAGACCAUGGACAAGGAUAGCGGGCCAGACCCCAAGGCUGUCAAAGUUCUAGGAGCAGCCGAUGGCCGCGUGCCAGCACCCUACGUGCAGAUCAGAAAGGACAAUCUACGGGGCUGUGAAUGGGGACAUACAGUCUCUCGAGGCUAG